This is a messenger RNA of Nicotiana tabacum (common tobacco), 936 nucleotides long. The record is from RefSeq and is a predicted model, not a curated record. NCBI's taxonomy places the organism in Eukaryota, Viridiplantae, Streptophyta, Magnoliopsida, Solanales, Solanaceae.
AUGGCUAUCUCGUCGGGUACCUCUUCUUCCUCUUAUGUGGAUAAUUCUACUCUUAUUGAACGUAUUGCUACUAUUUGUCUUCCUUUUCAUCCUGAUGAUUAUACGCACCCAUGCCACCCUCUAUAUAUGCAUCCUUCUGACCUCCUAGGUUCUUCCUUGGUCAUUGAGCCUUUUGAUGGCUCUUGUUAUGGGAGUUGGCGAAGGUCUAUUUUAGUGGCUUUAUCCAGAUAUAAUGAUUUGGUUGUUGCGUGGCUGGCUAACUCUGUGACCAAGGAAAUUUAUCGUACUAUUGUCUAUUCUGAGUUUGCAAAGGACAUUUGGAAGGAACUUGAGACCAGAUAUGGGAAAGCUGAUGGGGCCAAGCUUUGGGAUGAAUUGGCCUCUCUAUCUGCCAGUUCUGAUAGUAAGUACACCUGUGGAGGCAGUCUUAGGUCUGAGGAAAAACAAAAUGUCUAUCAGUUCCUCAUGGGGCUCAGUGAUACUUAUGUUCAAGUCAGAAGUAACAUAUUGAUGAUCAAGCCCCUACCUUCCAUUGACACAGUCAACAGUAUUCUUCUAAGUGAUGAGAAACAGAGGCAGGUGUCUACUGGCUCUCAUUUUUCCUUAGAAUCAGCUUCUUUCAAUGUUGGGUCUUCUAAGCAGCCUUACACUCCCAGGGUGAGUUUUGACAAUCAAAGGGCUGCAAUCACUUGCAAAUACUGUAAGAAGCCUGGGCAUAGCAUUGAUAAGUGCUACAAGCUCCAUGGCUAUCCGCCAAAUUUCAAAUUCUCUAAGACUGCUGGUCCCAGGAAAGCUUCAGCACAUAGUGCAGUUGAUUCAUCUGCAUCCCAGGAAUGUGUAUCUCAUUCCAAUGGUGGUGUUGUCCCAGCUGGUUUCUCUAAUUCUUCUUCUACUUUUCCUGGCCUGACAAAGGACCAAUGUUCUCAGCUAAUCUAG